CUUCAAUCAUCGAUGGUACGAUUUAACUAAUAUGCAACACUCCGAUACGAUUUUGAUUCAUACCUAUACCUACAUAAGGUACCUACCGCGCAUAAUCGACGACGUCUACCAGCCGCAUUCGAGCUGUCUUCUGCAGGGCAUUUGCUGUAGAAAUCAAACAAAAUAAACGAACCAUGGAAUAAGACCCUAUGCAGCAUUUCGAUAUGGCAUCGUUUAACUCACGAACAUGUCACCACCAUUACCCGUUCCGUCGAAGGCUUUGGUUCAUGCUCUCCGAGGAAUCGCUUUCGGUACUACUUGUGCCAUCGGCGUCAUUCUUGAAGACCGGAGAAGACGAAUUAGCACCCUGAGAACCGCGAUUACAAAUAAAGAAAAGCUCAAGGCAUGCAAGCGACGAUAUCAUGCCACGACUGAUUCCGCUGUUGUACCAUCCGACGAUGCUCUCUUGCUAGGCGCAGGUGAAUGGCAGUGGUUGCAGACGGACAAGGCAACCAAACCAUACGCGGACAAGGCUAUGGAUGAGGCACCACCGCAUCGUGAAAAUGUUAAGAGCACCUCCUCUAGUACAAGACCUACAACCGCUGCUCAACCCCAAGUCGCAUCGCCUCCUCCGACCCACCAUGAUACAAAUUUAUUAGAAAAGCUCCGGCCACCGGCACAUUUCCAACAAGCGAUAGCCCAGCAUCCACAAAUCCAUACUGCUCAUCGUUAUCAACGAGCCAGCACUGCGGCCUCUGCAGCCUCCAAGGUCCCUCCCGUAGUACUCAGUGAAGCGACUAAAAAGGUCAUUUCCAUCUUAACCAGCAAGGAUGAAGAACGGUUAGACAAAGCUCUGAAUAGAUUCUUUGAAGUAUGCCGUACGUCGUACGACUUUAAAAAAUUCGAUGAUGGAUGGGUUUCGCUUUCAGCUCGACUGUCGAGGGAAUGUGUGGCUCGGAACAGGUGGGAAGAUGCUGUAAAGGUCCUUACCACAACCAUCAAAGCUGGUCCGAUGCAUGAAUCUCUAUAUUUCGCACACGAGCCCCUAGUGAUUAUAGAAAACAUCAUACACUCUAUAAGGUUACAAGUUCGUGGUCCAGAAGCUAUUGCGAUUGCGACGCAAUUAUUUCUGCCAAGGUUGAAAGAGAAGCCCACGGUCUGCCCCGCUGGGUUUGAGCUCCUUGGAAAACAGCUAAUUAGUCGAAGUAUCGAUGCCAUUCUAUUUCCCCAAGCCCAUCACGUAUACUGGAGGGUGUUUGGCGUCACACAGAAGCCGGCCAUGGUUACGGGAUGGAUUAUAGAGGACCUUUAUCAGGCUGGUGACUACAAGAAUGUCAUCAAAUAUUAUUUGCUCAACUUCUCAAAAGCGAAGGUCAAAAAUAAAUGUUUCAAAAGGACGGUCGGGUAUGUUGUCGACGCGGUAGAAGGUAUGGAAGGUAUGAAAGCUGAUCUUAUACUCCUCACUUUCUACGACCAAGACCCAAAAUACUUGCGGUCUCAGUGGAUCAUGCGGCUUUUGCGCGCCUAUUGGAAUAGUACCGAGGACUUUUCAAAGGUGAAAGCGCUGUUUGACAAAGUCUUCGACUUGGGACUGAUUUCCAAAGUUGCACAUCCCCAAGGUGUGUUUCGCACCAUGGUUGAAAUUUCCGUCAGGGCUGGAGAGGACGACAUGACCAAAUCAUACUAUGAGGCCACAAUCAAGGCAUUUCCGAACAUGAAGACAGACACUGGCAUACACGGAUUUCUCGCCUUAUCGUUAGCUAAGGCUGGAGAUUGGGGUGGCGUGUUUGAUGUCUUCGCUAUAAUGCAAACCUUCAGGAAUUAUGAGGGAUGGGAGUACGAAGGUGCCUUUGUCAUGGUCCUUAAAGUGUUUGCAGACGGUCAUCCGGUUUCCGAGGUCCGAGACUUCGUGUCGAAGUAUAUGAGUGAUCUAGGGGUGCGUAUGCAUCGUUACAUGAUCUCAAUUCUGGCAAAUAAGUACGGUGAUUGCCAUGACAUGCCAGGUUUUAUGUCUUGGUUAGCUCAUUGCGACAAAAGCGGGUUCGCCUUAGAGCCGGGUCUCCUCAAUUCAGUCCUUUACAACUGCUGGACUCAAUGGCGGCUUUCCUACCCCGAACUACAAGUAUUUUAUAACAAAAUAGGACAGCUUGACCCCAACCUCAUUGAUGACGUUACGCGAAGGAUCAUGAGCCAAGCAGCGUUAGCUUCAGGCCCAGCCUACAGGGAUUCAAAGUACCACCGAGCGAUAGGUUCGCGAGUCGUUGAAGUAAAUAAGUUGGCGUAUCUAGGAAGGACAACAAGCAGGCGAGAUGUAUACGAAGCGAUGAACCAGGAGAUAAACAUGGGCAAGCCAGCAACAGCAAUCUUCAUCUACAAGCGAGCUCUCAAAUUCGGAAUGUCGUCCUGCCAGCAUUGCCUCCGGCUAGCUGUAACGGCCGCCUUGAUGAACCCCAACAACGGGGCCGCUUCGGCCAUGGCGCUCAUUCACAAGGCCCACCUAAAGGGUGACGACGUGGGAUCGGCAGCAUCGAAGUUCAUUAUGUUCCAACUCGACCAGGUCCGGGCCAAAGCGGAUGAAAUUCUGAUCCACAUGCGAAAUCUGGUCCAUCAAUUUGAAGCUUUAAAAAUUAUUGUCGAUGGAUCAGUGAUGACCCGCAUGGCGAUGAUCUGCACCAAGCUGAACCAGCACGAGAGAGCAAUUUUACUGUGUAAGCUUGCCAUGGACAGGAAUGGCUCUACGCAUAUGUGUUAUUCGAGAUUAAGUAUUAGGGCAUUAUUGAUGGCCUAUGCCCAUCUGCUCGACGUGGAAGGGAUAAAGCAACUGUUGGAUGAUCUCUUUAACAAGAGCAAUUACACCGAAGAUAAGUCAGUGUUAUGGUAUUUAAGGUCGAUGAAGCGAAUUGUUUCGAAUUUCAAACCAUGUGCCGAGGUCGCCGCUAUAUUAGAAACAUUAGGGUUGGCCAUCUGGGAGGUCGUGGCGCGGCGGCAGAAGGCACGAAAGGAAGGAAAGAUGAUCACCACGGAGACUCUCCGAAUCAUGCAAGCCGCAGUUACCGACAUGCAGGGCAAAGGGACGGCACCAGCAACGUCGCAGGAUAAGCCACCUACGCCUAAAGACGAGGAAGAUGAGAACGAGGAUUGGGAUUUUGAGGAGGAUUGGCUGGAUAAAGAUGAAUACCCAGGGUUCACGGCAGACUAGGUGUAAAGACAACAACUCUUUUGUAUAUAUAUAUAUAUAUAUAUAC
This is a messenger RNA of Hypoxylon fragiforme, 3224 nucleotides long. RefSeq lists its product as uncharacterized. The coding region runs from base 227 to 3178 and encodes 983 amino acids. The transcript has a single exon. The record is from RefSeq and is a predicted model, not a curated record. Lineage: Eukaryota; Fungi; Ascomycota; Sordariomycetes; Xylariales; Hypoxylaceae.